Messenger RNA from Acipenser ruthenus (sterlet), 2427 nucleotides. RefSeq names its product homeobox protein Nkx-6.1-like. The record is from RefSeq and is a predicted model, not a curated record. NCBI's taxonomy places the organism in Eukaryota, Metazoa, Chordata, Actinopteri, Acipenseriformes, Acipenseridae. Gene Ontology annotation, cellular component: nucleus. Gene Ontology annotation, biological process: regulation of transcription by RNA polymerase II; cell differentiation. The transcript is spliced from 3 exons. Gene Ontology annotation, molecular function: RNA polymerase II cis-regulatory region sequence-specific DNA binding; DNA-binding transcription factor activity, RNA polymerase II-specific. Bases 529 to 1470 code for a protein of 313 amino acids.
GAAAAUGUUUUAUUACCUCCGAGAGCUUCAUCUGCACUGGCAAGAAAUUACUUUUUAUAUCUAGUUUUUUUAAACUAUCAAGAAAGCAAAGAAUGCAAUGGAUACAUCUGUAAAAAAAACAGCAAUGCAAUAUUUAAGAAUUGCAAGGUUAAGAUAAACAACAAAUCAGGAUUUUUUUUAGCAUUACGUAUGAGUGAGUACGUGCAGUGUGGCGGCUACUGUAAAUUCGGGACCUUUGCUGCACGAUAACGAAGGCAAUUAAUCGACACCUGUUCGUAAAUAAAGAUAUAAAAUAAAACAAAUUCAGUGUUUUGGACAUUUCUGUACAAAUAGCCUUUUUAUUUUCCUGCGAUAUCUAUUGACAGAGAGAGAGAGAGACAGAGAUAGUUGACAUUUUGUUCAUGCUGUUUUGGCUGAAAACCUUUUCUGUUUAAGGAUAUAGCAUAAACAAAACUUUUUUAAAAAAAUUGAAUUAUUUCAGCUAUAUUUUAAUACCCCGGUCCUUAGUUUAAAAUUAAUUUCUCAGUAAUGUUAGCGGUGGGGCAAAUGGAUGGGACUCGUCAGAGCGCUUUCGUUCUCAGCAGCCCUCCAUUAGCAGCCCUGCACAGCAUGACCGAAAUGAAGACCCCACUGUAUUCUGCUUAUCCCUUAUCCAGCACCGGACCUACAUCAUCAUCUUCACCGUCCUCCACCUCUCCGAACCCGGGAGGGAUACCCGUGUCCUCCCCAGGGAUCAAACCGUCACCGGGACUCUCUUCUUUUCUAUCACACCAGCAGUACUUGGCCGCCACCCCCCAUGGAAUUAACGACAUCCUUAGCCGCCCCGUUGCAACUUCUGUUGCUUCUGCGGGGAUUCUGUCAGGAUUGCCCAGAUUCAGCACUCUGAGUCCCCCUCCUCCGCCAGGGCUCUACUUCAGCCCCAGCGCCGCAGCUGCGGUUGCUGUGGCUCGCUACCCCAAACCCUUGGCCGAUCUCCCAGGCAGGACCCCGAUCUUUUGGCCAGGAGUCAUGCAGAGUCCACCUUGGAGGGAUGCUAGAUUUGCUUGCUCUCCUCAUCAAGGUUCAGUUCUUCUUGAUAAAGAUGGGAAGCGAAAGCAUACCAGACCCACCUUUUCUGGCCAGCAGAUUUUCGCCUUGGAAAAGACUUUUGAGCAAACGAAAUAUUUAGCAGGCCCUGAGAGAGCGCGGCUGGCCUAUUCACUGGGGAUGACAGAGAGUCAAGUGAAGGUUUGGUUUCAGAACAGAAGAACCAAGUGGCGGAAGAGACACGCGGCAGAGAUGGCCUCGGCAAAAAAGAAACAGGACUCAGAGACGGAGAGGCUCAAAGGAGCUUCAGAGAACGAGGAGGAAGACGACGAAUACAAUAAACCGCUGGAUCCCAAUUCAGACGACGAGAAAAUUACACAGUUACUGAAAAAACACAAACCGACCACUUUGCACCCGCACACGUCUGAGAACGAGAGCUCCUAAAAGAACCAAGACUUGCAAUUACAAACAUAUAGCACUGAACUGUUCUGAACAGUGGACCAUUUUCUCUAAGAUGUAUGUAUUUUUUAUAAAGGCUAGAGAACACAGGAACAAGGAUUUAUUUGAAGACUCGGAGGAAGCACUAAUUGUUCGUUUUGAUCUUGGGAAACAGAUCCAGCGCUCCUUCGUUUGAGCAAAUGACACUUGAGAUUAUUGACCGGACUUUUGCUGGGGAUACUUGUAAAUAAACGCGUGAGUGUAUACUUAAUAGAAAUUACCUAACUGUGAAUAUUUAUGUGCAAAAUACCUUUUGUAUAGAAAAGUUUGGUUUAUCUUUCGAAUCGCCUGCUUUCUUCAAGUCAUUUUACUAUUUCGUUGGUGACUUUUGUGAAUUCUGAUGACAAGCCUAUUUUGUUUCUCUAUGACAUAAACGAUCUUUAUUUUGUUAAUUAAAUUGCUUUUUCUUCUAUAAUGUCACCUUCAAGAAUGCCAUGCUUUUUAAAAUGACUUUUCUUUUGCAAACGGUUCCCUUUUCUUCCCAAGAGUGUUCUUCAUUUGCACAACUAGUAAAUGAAUGUAAUUUAUUACUAAUUUUAAAAAGUAAAUGCAGUAAUGGUUGUUUUUGCAAAGGUCACAUACAACGUGAAAACCUUAUUUGAUGAAAAAAAAACGUUUUUACUCUCAAAGAAGAGUUUUCUGUUUGACAAGCCAACACAAUAAUAAAAUGCUACCAACGUUUAAAUUUAAUGACCUUUGUAAUAUAAAUAUGAUUAGAACAUGUUUUGUCUCCCCAAGGUUUAAGCUAAUUAAAAUGUUUGAAUUUGGCAUUUUCAUGAUUUACUUAAUUUAUAUAAUAUUGUUUACGUUUGUAACAGUGUUUGUAUCUUGCAAAAUGUGUAUUGCAGGGUCAUUAUAUGUAAUGCACUUUUUAUUAAAAAAAUUAAAAUAAAACGCAAUUUG